ACUUAGAUUUGGGGGAAGUCCCACGACAUGUUCAUUCUUAAUAAGAGGCAGGGAGGUUUUACGGAUCUCCAAAUCACCAACCUCCUUAAUUUCUAGGGAGCGAGUGAAAUUCAUUGAGUGAAAUUCAGGAGCUUUCAAUUCCAUAGAGAGAAAGGGUUUCAGUUGAAAUCCAGAGAGAGAGAGGGCUCCAGUUGACCUAUCUCUUUGCAAAUUUGAUGACGGUGACCAAGUAAUCCCGCUUUAGAGGGGCAUCAGAAUUUUUGAACCUUGAAAGAUUAUCAAAUCAGGAGACUAUGAAGAUCUGAAAGCUGAUUAAUCUCUUCUGCUGCUCAUUUUCUUAACUACUCUGGCUGCUGGUUCUGGUAUGGGAGCUGAAGAAUUACACAAAGUGGCUCCUGGUGGAGUUUGCAUCUCAGAAGUUGUGUAUGAUAGUUGGUUUCGACUCCCUAUAGCUGGUUUGCGCCCAUCAGCUCGUUACAAGCAAGCUGCAGAAGUCACUCAUGGUAAGCUCUAUGUAAUUGGAGGGAGUCGCAAUGGUCGUUAUCUGUCUGAUAUUCAGGUUUUCAAUCUUGAAACUUUGACAUGGUCGGUGGUGAAACCAGUCUUGGAUCAAGAUCCAGAUAGCUCAAAGGAUGAUGUCACAAGUGAGUGUGUACUCGCUUCAUCUGGGCAUAGUAUGAUUAGAUGGGAAAACAAACUUCUAGUUGUUGCUGGACAUACGAAGGACUUGGCUGAUACUGUAACAGUUCGAUCACUCGACAUGGAGACCAACUGCUGGACUGUUAUAAAGACCCAUGGAAAAGCUCCGAUAGCUCGCGGAGGCCAGUCUGUAACUCGUUUUGGCUCAAGCUUAAUCAUGUUUGGUGGGGAAGAUCCUAGAAGGCGCCUCUUGAAUGAUAUUCAUGUUCUUGAUGUGAACACAAUGACAUGGGAAGCUGUUAAAACCCUGGGAGCACCUCCAGCACCAAGAUAUGAUCAUGUAGCUGCACUGCAUGCUCAACGAUACCUUUUGAUUUUUGGUGGUGGUUCACAUUCAACGUGUUUCAAUGACCUUCAUGUGUUGGAUCUGCAGACUAUGGAGUGGUCUAUACCUCAAACUCAAGGGGAAGUAGUCAGUGCUAGGGCAGGCCAUGCUGGUGCUGUCAUUGGAGAAAACUGGUAUAUUGCUGGUGGAGGGGAUAAUAACAAGGGUGCAUCUGAGACUCUUGUGUUAAAUAUGUCAAGACUUGUUUGGUCAGUGUUGGCAACUGUAAAGGAGCGUGAUCCCAUUGCCAGCGAGGGUCUCAGCCUUACCUCAGCCACCAUACAUGGUGAGAAACUCCUUGUUGCAUUUGGGGGCUACAAUGGAAUGUAUAACAAUGAGGUACUCAUCUUGAAACCUAAGCUGAAAGAAGCCUCCCAGCCAAAGAUUUUUCAGUCUCCUGCAGCAGCAGCCGCUGCAGCAUCAGUAACUGCUGCUUAUGCCUUGAAUAGUGGAACAAGCAAAAUAUUGGAACCUGAAAGCAUUGGGAAUGAAGUUAAUUUGGAAGCAUUCUUGUCUGGCAGCUCUGAACGGCAGGUGGCUGUUGAAACUGAUUCACUCUUAGAAAGAAAGCAUACAUUGGAAUCAAACCUCACGGCCAUAAAAGCUGAGAAUGCCAGGCUUAAAGAAAACAUUUCUGAAAUGAACGAGAUGCAUGCCGAACUAUAUAAGGAGCUGAGUUCUGUUCAAGAGCAACUAGAAACAGAGAGGUCAAGGUGUUUUGAACUCGAGGUUCACAUUGCGGAUUUGAGGAAAAGGAUGGAGUCAAUGGAUUCUCUACAUCAUGAGUUCCAAAUGCUUCAGCAACAGAAAGCUGGGCCCCAACAAGUUCUGAAUGACAAGAGUUCAGAGCCUACACAGGGACAAAAAUCAGGGCGUGGUGUUUGGCAUUGGAUUUCUGCGGCGCCUGCUACGCCAAAUGAUAAUUUGAGACAUUACAUGGGAUGACACUGGUUGCCAAACCCAUGUCUUAACAAGCUAUGCGAAUAUUGAACUUUGGUAUCUUGUCUUAAUUUAAUUGGUCCUGGCAUAUGUGGAGAACGAUUUUUGCCUUUCGAAAUUGUGAGAACUCAUUUGUUUUGGAGGAAUGCAAACUCUCUAGUGGCGAACAUGCGAACAGGUAUCAUUUGUGAACGGGCACAUUUGUUUUGGAGUAAUGCUAAGUCUCUUGGUGUCUAACAUGCAAAUACGUGUAAUAAAUGAAAGGUGGCAAUGUAGUUCUAGUCAAUUA
Amborella trichopoda is the source of this 2252-nucleotide messenger RNA. RefSeq names its product acyl-CoA-binding domain-containing protein 6. NCBI's taxonomy places the organism in Eukaryota, Viridiplantae, Streptophyta, Magnoliopsida, Amborellales, Amborellaceae. Gene Ontology annotation, molecular function: protein binding. The record is from RefSeq and is a predicted model, not a curated record.